AUGGCAGGCAGCAAGUGCGACGCGAUGCGAUGCGAUGCGAUUGCGACGAGAGUUCCGCUGGGAUGUGUGAAGGAUGGCAUAAAUGCUCGUGUGGAAGCUUCCAGCAGAAAGGAAAUGAACGUGAUCGUCCUUUUGGUCUGUGUAUGGAUGUUUCCUACUAAUGAGUUUGUCAUAAGUUCGUAUAACAAAGGAGAAACGACAAAAAUCUCUUACCCACGAAGCAAACGUCAUGGACAUCGCGGUAGAGGAUGUGGACACAGCGGAUGCAUGGGGCCAGUGCAUGGUAGUGUGCAUGGUUCUCAUAAAGGUACGGGUUGUGGAGAAAGAGGAUGCGAUGGAGGUGGAGGACAUGACUUCAGGAGUCACCAUCAAUAUCAUGCAUCAUCAUCAAGCGGAUGCGGAUCUGAUGAGAUGAGCAGCCGAGAUCUUCAGGAUGUGAUGGAUGCUAGUUAUACAAUAUUAGAAGGCCAUCUCGCUUAUGAACGUUUACAAAACGAGCGUUUAUAA
Necator americanus (New World hookworm) is the source of this 507-nucleotide messenger RNA. RefSeq lists its product as uncharacterized. The transcript is spliced from 6 exons. The record is from RefSeq and is a predicted model, not a curated record. NCBI's taxonomy places the organism in Eukaryota, Metazoa, Nematoda, Chromadorea, Rhabditida, Ancylostomatidae. The coding region runs from base 1 to 507 and encodes 168 amino acids.